CUGUCCAGCCCGGUCUCGACAGCAGCCCUGGUUCCUGUGCCCAUGGAUGCCUGAUGCAGGAGACUGCGCCUGAUGCCACGUCCGGUUUUUGCGAGCCUUGCGCCUCUGCAAACUUGGCGUGCCGACGAGGCCCCAGCACUGCCCGCGGUGCUCAACUUCAGGAAGCUCCUAGAGGCGCAGACAGAGGCAGAGAAUGCGCCGGAGCUGCCUCGAGCGGAAGAGCCGCGGGCCAAGAAGGCCAAGCUGGAUGCCCCGGAAGGCCUUGCGCGUAUCGGCAGCAGGGAUCGCCUCGGGGAGGUCAUCCGCUCCAUGGAAAACCGCCUAGCGCGGCAGGGCAUUUUAGCGGCGCCGGAGACCAUCAUCCAGCGGAAGAAGCAGAAGAGGGACGGAGAUUUGUUCUACGACGUCAGCGACAACUUCAUCGAUGACGCCCAGCUGGCGGAGCUGAAUGCGCUGGAGGAGCGCCGGAAGCCCAAGGCGCACGCGUCCAAAGCGGCGGCUUCCGAGGCGGACGAAGGUGCAGAGAAAGCAGCCGUGUCGGCCGGGCCAGAGAUGGACGUGAAGGCCUUCCGCCUCACCUCGGCAGAGGUGUCCGGUACUGAGUCCGAGUCCGAGUCCGGUGAGGAGGAGCUCCGGGAUAGCCGGGGCUGGCAGUGGCAGCUCGCCGAGCUCCGCGAGGAGCUGGUGCUGGUCUCUUCCAAGCCACUGGAAGGCGCAGGGCCCGAGCUCUCGCCAGAGGAGAGCUUGGAGAAGAUCAAGGAUCUGCUGACAGAGCUUUGCAGUGCUCUGAACCCGGAGGAGCAGGCGAAGAAGCAGAUGCAGGUCUUGGAGCGUGCUCUGGAAGAUCUUCACCGCAGGCUCCCUGGCCUGCUGCGUGUCACGGAGGCUGAUGGGGAGCUGCCGACCCCGCGUUUCUCCAGGUGGAAGCUGCACAAGCUGGAGCCGCAGGUCUCAGAGGAGCCAGGCGCUUUAAGCCGGCGCUUGAAGGCCGACGUCAUGCCUCGAGGCGGGCCCGGAGAGGAGGAGGCCUUCUUCGCGUGGAGCGAAUGCGAGGAGGUCGCAUGGUUCUUGCUUUGCUGGCGCCUUUUGGGCUCCCUCCUGCCCACUUUGUCGCGGUCGCGCCACGCCCAGGCCUGGCUGCUGGCAGCAAAGGCGCCGCAGCAGGAGGCCUUCCAGGCCACCCGGGACCGGCUCCGCGCCACUCUGCAGCGCUGCCUCCGUGAGGAGACCAGUGCCGUGGCCGUCCAGGCGGGCAUCAGGCGGCUGCACCAGGAAAGCAAGAAAGGCCACGUGGUGCGGCUGCAGGGCUCCGGGGCGCUGAAGCCGCUGCUGCCCAAGCUGCGGCUGCUGCAGCGCCUCUGGCUGCGCCGGAAGCUCUGGCAGGACCAGCGCCAGCAUGGCCAGGUCCGAGAGGCGUUCCCGGUGGAUCCCCGGCAAGAGGCCAUGCAGCAGAACGCCAUCGCUGUCUUUAUCUCGGAGCAGCUGGAUGACCUUGCGAAGAUCCACCUUCCCAAGGACUUGCUGGUGAGGCAGCCCAGGCCCUGGCGCAAGGGCGGCUGGGCGGCGCUGCGGGAUGGCCCUGUGAGGAACGGCUUGAUCCUGCGCGUGUUGGACAAGUUCUGCGAGAUGCGCUUCUACGGCUCAGUGGACGAGCGCGUCGCGCGGUCCCUGCUGCGGCCCGUCCACUUGUGGCGCGCCGGGGAGGCUGUGGAGUGGCAAGAGGAUGAUGGCAGCUGGGUGCCUGGCACGGUGUCGGCCAGUGUGGGCAAGGUGGAUCCCAAGGAGCUGGGCGAGCUGCCAGUGGCGGUUUCGGGCGACCGCUCGGUGCCCUUUGCCAAGAUCCGGCGCAGAGACGUUGCGGUGAAGCAGGAGAAGCAGGACACCCAAGAGAAAAAGGAGCCCAAGGCGAUGGACGUCAUCGACGUGGGCUGAGAAAAAAGGAAAAGGGGCAAAGCCCAUCGGAGUCCGACAGUCCAAGGGGAAGGAAGUCAUCUUGGCCCUGGCUCAGGAGGAAGCUCCUCUUUUUGUUCUUCUUUUUGCGCUGCUUUGGAGGAAGGUGUGCCAAACACCAAGUCCCCAAAUGUCCCCCAGCAGGUUCUCAAUAAAGAGAAUCCACG
This is a messenger RNA of Effrenium voratum, 2117 nucleotides long. NCBI's taxonomy places the organism in Eukaryota, Dinophyceae, Suessiales, Symbiodiniaceae. The record is from the annotation of a GenBank genome assembly.